CCUACAUCAUGCCGAUAACAGUAAAAGUCAAGGAACAACAGCUGGAUUCAUUCUUGAAACUCACAUGUAUUAUUGGUCUUUCUGAUGAAGAUGAAAUGAAACAUAUAACAAAUAAUUUUAAUGUUAAUGAUUUAGCUAAUGUAUGUUUAAAAUUUGAAUGCGAUGGUAUGGGGUCCUCCCUUGUAUGUAGUAUCAAAUCAUGGAACCGUAAAAUGGGUGAAGACUGGAAAGUCAAAAUGAAAGUAUCUUGUCAAGAAACUGAUAUACCAUUUUAUUCAGAAUGGGUGUGUGAUGGGCAAUGGAAAAAGAUUGGAGAGAGAUUGUGUUCUGAUACAAUAUUAGAUAAUGUCUAUAUAAACGUUAUUAAUAUUAAUAUAACUACUAGUAAGGUGGAAGACUCCUUUCUUAAGAAGAUUUAUGAUGACGUUGAUUUUACUGACUUUAACUUGAGUGCAGCUGAUGGUAGCGUGGCCGUCCACAGAACAUACCUGGCGGCCCAUAGUGAUGUGUUCCGAGCGAUGUUAAAGAAAGAGUGGAAGGAGGCAACAGAGGGCUGUGUUCAGAUAGAGGGAGUCACUCGGCAGACCCUCCAGCACUUGAAGGACUAUAUGUACCUCCGCACUUUGCCUGACGAAGGCCUAGAGCCACUACUAUUACUAGCUUCAUACUACCUAAUGGAUGAUUUGAAAGAACAGUGUGCCUCUAAAUUAGCUCUCAAUUGUACAUCCAAAAACUGGAGUAGACUUCUAGAAUUUGCUGCGGUGAAUAAAAUAUCUGAAUUGAUUAGUGGCUUGAUGCUGAAUCCAUCAACGGCUGUUCAAAAGCAGAAGGAUAAGGAGCUUGUAGAUAAGGAAUUAAAAACAAUAAAUAAAAUAUAAA
Cydia fagiglandana is the source of this 879-nucleotide messenger RNA. RefSeq lists its product as uncharacterized. The transcript has 2 exons. Gene Ontology annotation, biological process: proteasome-mediated ubiquitin-dependent protein catabolic process; regulation of proteolysis. Lineage: Eukaryota; Metazoa; Arthropoda; Insecta; Lepidoptera; Tortricidae. The record is from RefSeq and is a predicted model, not a curated record. Gene Ontology annotation, molecular function: ubiquitin protein ligase binding. Gene Ontology annotation, cellular component: cytoplasm. The coding region runs from base 9 to 878 and encodes 289 amino acids.